This is a messenger RNA of Diorhabda sublineata, 3062 nucleotides long. RefSeq names its product dual specificity protein phosphatase 18-like. The transcript is spliced from 3 exons. Gene Ontology annotation, molecular function: protein tyrosine/serine/threonine phosphatase activity. Bases 115 to 804 code for a protein of 229 amino acids. Lineage: Eukaryota; Metazoa; Arthropoda; Insecta; Coleoptera; Chrysomelidae. Gene Ontology annotation, cellular component: cytoplasm. Gene Ontology annotation, biological process: protein dephosphorylation. The record is from RefSeq and is a predicted model, not a curated record.
GACUCAGUCGCGCUUUCAGCAUAUGUUCAGAUCUACCAAAGAAUUAAACUUUCAAUGAAAAAUAGUGUAAAUAAUCUUGAAUAAAUAUUUAUAUUGUUUUCUAAAAUUUUUAUUAUGGAAGUUGAAAAAAUUAUUAUACCUACUAAAGGUUAUGGUGAAUCGAAAGAAAAUGUAGUGCAAAACAUACUACAAAAUCUUCAGGAUGUAGAAAUUAGAGGAGUAGAAUCUUCUGAACUACUUUCAAGACUACAACCUUGUGUAUCUGGAAACAUUUCAGAAAUCACUGAAAAUCUCAUCUUAACAUCAGCAAGUAUUGUGAAUCCACAAACUUUAGAAUUGUACAAAGUUUCCUGUAUCAUUUCCUGUGCUCCAGAAUUACCCGUUCCCAUACAUCGAGAUGAUAUCCUUUACCAUGCAAUCAACAUCAUAGAUUCUGGUUAUUCAAGGAUAUUGCCAUUUUUUGAUAAAGCUGCUGAUCUUAUACAUCAGGUUUCAAAAUUAGGAGGUAGAACGUUAGUCUACUGUGUAGCUGGAGUUAGUCGAUCAUCUAGUAUCUGCUUAGCUUACCUAAUGAAAUAUUAUAAACUAUCAUUACUCGAAUCAUACAACUAUUUGAAACUUCGACGACCGAGGAUAAAACCAAACUGUGGUUUCUUCAAACAACUAAUAGAAUACGAAAAGCAACUAUUUGGUUGUAAUACAGUCCAAAUGGUUUACAACGAAUUUGUUCAAAUGGACAUACCUGACGUAUAUGAUUCCGAUUAUAGACCGAUUACUACUUUUUCUAAGAAAAUCGGACGAUAAGUCAUUAAAUUUUGGGUGUAUGUGUUCAAAAUGAUAAAUAUGUCGCAUAUCGCUAAAUAAGACUACCUCAUACGUACUUAAUAUUUAUUCAACAUUUUGGUUAUAGAUUCCAGACAAUUAGCAUAUUUCCAUUUUGAUAUUUUUAAAAAAGGUCUAUUUUCUUUGUCCCAUUUUGUGAGCUGUAGCAAAAUUUUGGGUGUCUUGGAGGCAGAACAGAAAUAUGUAUAUGGGACUAUAAACAAUCAUGGGAGUCAAGUCUAGUGACCUUGCCGGUUAAGGAAUGUCCACAGAGCGACUAAGAACAAAAUAUUUCUUUCCAUAGCAAAACCAUCGAAGCCUUGACUAUGUGUCGUAUCAUCCUGUUGGAACUACAUAUGUGAUGGAAAUGAUAGUUGACCUCACAGGCGGAUCAAAAAUAACUUUGUAGUCAUGCAAGCAUAUUCCUACUAUUAACAUUUAUAGUCUGGCUUCAUUCAUUUCCAAUAAAAAGGUUCAAUGAUCCCAAUAGUAGAUAAAGCGCAACAAGGAGAUAUUUUGAGAUGAUGUAAUCAUUUUCGUUACUUCAGUCAUGAGUUAGGAGUUCUUAGAGGUCAGUGACAGCAAUUCUGCUUGUUAAUUUGACCUAUUAAAUGGAAAUGAGCCUCGUCGUUCUAAAAAAAUUAAUUAACACUGCCAAAUUUCUCCAACAUCGUUUCACAAACAUUUCUAUGCGAAACAAACUCAUUUUAUUUCCACUGUUCCACUGAACGAUUUGGAUUUUGAAAGGAUAUAACUCUUUUCCAAAGUUCAUGGAUCAUCUCUCUUGAAAGUUCCAAUGAAGCUACUCGUUUCCGUAUUUAGAGUCGUGUAUUUUCACAUAAACUCUGUUAUACCAGUUCAAUAUUAUCGAGGGUCCUUGCAUAUUAGCUAGACCUCGACCAAGAAGUGUUCAUAGUCGAGGGAGUUGUCCAAAAUCUUUGCACAAAGGAACGAAUUGAGUUUAACUCUUGGUAUCUCUACCAAAUGUGACAACUAACCUGUUAGGUACACCAAGUAUGGAAUCUAAGUCCACUGACGGUUUUACUGAUCCCAAUCUAGCUAGUGAAUCAUCUUCGUCGUUACCUCCAUUGUGUAGAUGUUGGAUUAACCCACUCGAACUUAAAAUGCUCCUAUCGAUGAAAAAGUGAUGUCACUAGUUAAUAAAGGAGAAUUACAGGUAUUAUGAUAGAAAUAACACCAAAAAAUUAUCAUUUCUUUGACAACACUGUACAAAGCUGAAGAAAUUUUGGUAAUGAAUAAUAUCUUAUAUCUUCAAAUGAGCAAUCCUUUUAUAUGUUAAUCUCGGAAACAGCACCAACAAUUUUUAUGAAAUUUAAUAUACAGAGGGUUUCGUAACCGGUAAAUCGAUGUAGCCAAGAUUUAUUUUUAGGAAAUGACGAUCUAUUGAUCAUCAACUUUUUUUAAUGAAAGAAAAAUAACAGGGUAGUUCCAUUCCUAAAUAUCUGAUUCUUAUGCAAAAGUCUUUUAAAAGGCUCAUUUUGAAGGUUAUUCUAUGUGUUUUAAAACAGAUCUGAAUUUUUCAAUUUUGGGAUUCUCCAAAAAUAGCCAUCCUUCAACGAGCAAUAACUCAGUUAUUAUUAUAUUAUAUUAUAUUAUAUUAUAUUAUAUUAUAUUAUAUUAUAUUAUAUUAUAUUAUAUUAUAUUAUAAUAUAUUAUAUUAUAUUAUAUUAUAUUAUAUUAUUUUAUAUUAUAUUAUAUUAUAUUAUUGAAUCUACAGAGGUCUUUCAGAAACGAAUCUCUUUAUUUUUUAAGAGCUACAAGUUAUUCAUGAAAAACAGUGAAAAAUAUGCGUUUAAAUCUUCAAUAACUCUAAAAGUAUCAACUUUAGAAAAAAAAUAACGAAAUAAAUUUUUAUCUCCAAGAAGGGGUCACUUUCACCUCCAGGAUAAAAGCACCUUUCGGCACAGGGUAGAUUUUGAAGGUUAUAAAUACUAAAUACCAAUUUUCAACAAAAUCGACCUUGAUUAUCAAAAUUCCAUGGGAAAUUGGCUGGUAUGUGGCCUAAAAACUGUGGUUUAUUUCAUAGAAUUCUAUGUAUUAUAUUUAAAAAUUUUUGUACCUGCUAGAAUUUGAAAUAGCUGAAUUGUACUAUUUUCAAGUUAACUAUAUAGUAAUUAUAUCAAGAAAUCUCCAAAACAGCAUUGUUAAACCGAUGUAUUAAAUUUAUAAAUACGUAGUAUGGGUUUUAGUAAUUAGAUAUAGAAAAUGAUAAAAAGGAC